AUGAGGACAUCAACACUCUUCAACGCCCUAUCGGGGGCCGCCGUGGUGGUGGCGGGCGUGCUGGCGAUGGACCUCGGCGACGAGAUGCGCAUGGGGUGGAAGUAUGGCCUGCUGCCGCGGCAGACAGCGCAGAACCUGCAGACUUUUGAUGGGAAUUUGGGCGGUGUCCAGGCGUCAGCGAUUACCAAGUCAAAUAACCCUAGUAGACCGUUCGAGGUUGACGGCGAUACUUUUCCCGACUUCAAAACCGCCGCGGGCAGGUCGUGCGAUAACCAGAAGAACAAGUGCUCACAAGCAGCCAACAACGGACCGCAAAAGUUUGAGGUGACGAAGUGUGAUGAACAAGUUGAGCAAUGCAAAAACACAAUCGACUCUAUCACAAAGCAGAGCUUUGGCGAUCCCGUGUUUUCGGGCACGGUGGGAGACUUUGACAUCUUUUGUGAUCCUUGA
Molecule: messenger RNA, 450 nt
Organism: Colletotrichum phormii
Lineage: Eukaryota; Fungi; Ascomycota; Sordariomycetes; Glomerellales; Glomerellaceae
Exons: 4
Coding region: 1-450 (149 amino acids)
Source: RefSeq, a predicted model, not a curated record